This is a messenger RNA of Aspergillus mulundensis, 552 nucleotides long. RefSeq lists its product as uncharacterized. The record is from RefSeq and is a predicted model, not a curated record. Bases 1 to 552 code for a protein of 183 amino acids. The transcript has 2 exons. Lineage: Eukaryota; Fungi; Ascomycota; Eurotiomycetes; Eurotiales; Aspergillaceae.
AUGCGCCUCUCUGAAGAGCUUCGGCUGAUUUCUCGCCAUGUCCCAGGCCUAGACGUGUUGACUGGGGUAAGAGGUUCAAGGCAUGCCCCUCUCCCCGAAGACAAGCAUAUAAGGCGCGGUGCAGUCGACCUUCGGCUGCGGCUCAACAUCCCUCAGCAGGCUCUCCGUUGUAUUGAGGUUGACUAUCCAUCGACGGUCCGCCAACUCAAAAUCAUGACGACCUCUGCUACCUUGAGUGCGGUCUCUGCCCUUCUCAUAGGCAAUGCGGUAGCUCAAAUAACCAUCACCAUCCCUCCCCUGCCAGACCGUCCUUCCGUCCCUAUGCCAACUAUCCCAAGCACCAUCUCUCUCCCGAGUCUCCCAAGCCUCCCAAUUCUCACCUCUUUCCCACGCUCCGCAUGCGUUCCUUUACCGCCUAUUCCUACUGCCACUGUAAUCCCAACUCUAGUGGCUACAGCAUCUACCGCUAGCUCCGAUAGCGACACUGAACCGUUGCUCAAUGACCAGUUUGAGCGGACGCACCCGCGGCAGAUGGUGCUAGUUGAUCUUUGA